AUGGUUCCAUUGAAAGAUAUAAAGCACGUCUUGUUGCAAAGGGGUCAUUUUGACACUUUUUCUCCUGUUGCUAAACUCACCACCGUGCGCACAUUACUUGAUGUUGCCUCCAUUAAAGGUUGGUUCCUUGAACAGCUGGAUAUUGACAAUGUUUUCUUGCAUGGUGAUCUUAAUGAGGAGGUGUACAUGGAUCUUCCCUCUGGUCUUUCUUCUUCUGGCAAUCUUGCACAAGCUGAUCACUCCAUGUUUACCCUCUCCACUGCCUCUUCCUUCACUGUGUUACUGGUUUAUGUAGAUGAUGUGGUUCUGUCUGGCACUUGCAUGACUGAGAUUCUUCGUGUAAAAGCCUUUCUUCAUGAUAAUUUUCGUAUCAAGGACCUUGGGAUUCUUCGCUAUUUUCUUGGAUUAGAGGUCGCACGCUCUCAAUCUGGGAUCCUUUUGAACCUAUGCAAAUACACUUUGGAGCUUUUAUCUGAUGCUGGGCUCCUUGCUGCAAAACCGGUAUCCACACCCAUGGUCCCAAUCCCGAACAACAGUUCAUCGGACAGUUCUCCUCUCUCAGAUCCUUCUGUAUAUCGCUGGUUGAUUGGACGUUUGUUGUACCUCACAACCACACGACCAGAUAUUUCGUAUGCUGUCCAUCAUCUGAGUCAAUUUGUUGCAGCUCCACUUGACAUUCAUCUCACUGCUGCUCAUCGUGUUUUGCGUUAUUUAAAGGAUGCUCCUGCUAAAGGCUUGUUCUAUUCCUCAUAUGCACCUCUAUGCAUACGUGCCUUGUCUGAUUCUGACUGGGCUUGUUGCCCCCUUACUAGAAGAUCAGUCACCGAAUUUUGUGUAUUUCUUGGUCAUUCUCCAGUUGCAUGGCGCUCAAAGAAACAAUCCACUGUCUCCCGAUCUUCUUCUGAAGCAGAGUAUCGAGCUCUUGCUAGCCUUACUUGUGAGUUGCAAUGGUUUCAAUACUUAUUCCAGGACCUUCAUUUACCUUGGGAUGUUCCUGCUUCUGUCUAUUGUGACAACCGGUCUGCUUUAUAUCUUGCACAAAAUGCUACUUUCCAUGAACGCUCCAAGCACAUCGAGAUCGAUUGCCAUAUCACCAGAGACAAAGUUCGUUCUGGCUUGAUAAAACUUCUCCAUGUUUCUUCUAUCCAUCAAGUUGCUGAUGUUUUUACCAAGAUCUCUUCCUUCUUCAGUCUUCAUCAAUGCUAUCUCCAAGCUGGGCCUCGUCAAUAUCCUUGGUCCAGCUUGCGGAGGGGUCUCACCAGAUCACAUUACUGGUCCAAGCCCAAACAAUUUGGCCCAUAUGAUAGAAAAGACACAUGCCACAAAUCACGAUAG
Molecule: messenger RNA, 1335 nt
Organism: Gastrolobium bilobum
Lineage: Eukaryota; Viridiplantae; Streptophyta; Magnoliopsida; Fabales; Fabaceae
Exons: 2
Coding region: 1-1335 (444 amino acids)
Source: RefSeq, a predicted model, not a curated record